CCCGGCCCCCCCGCGGACGCGCACGGAGCGCGGCGGCCCCGGAGAUUGUUCGGAUCGCGGAGCGGAGCGGCCGCCCCGGCCGGGCCAUGGCCGAGUUCCUGCCCCCGCCUGAGUGCCCCGUCUUCGAGCCCAGCUGGGAGGAGUUCGCCGACCCCUUCGCCUUCAUCCACAAGAUCCGGCCCAUCGCCGAGCAGACCGGCAUCUGCAAGGUGCGGCCGCCGCCGGACUGGCAGCCUCCCUUCGCCUGCGAUGUUGACAAGCUUCACUUCACCCCAAGGAUCCAGAGGCUCAAUGAACUGGAGGCCCAAACUCGUGUAAAACUGAAUUUUCUGGACCAGAUUGCAAAGUUUUGGGAGCUUCAAGGAUGCACGCUGAAAAUUCCACAUGUGGAGAGGAAGAUCUUGGAUUUAUUUCAGCUUAAUAGACUAGUUGCAGAACAAGGAGGAUUUGAUGUCGUUUGCAAGGAGAGAAAAUGGACCAAAAUAGCCACGAGGAUGGGAUUUGCUCCUGGCAAAGCCGUGGGCUCACACAUCCGGGCGCACUACGAGCGAAUCCUCUACCCCUACAACUUAUUCCAGUCGGGAGCGAGUCUCUUGUGCUUGCAGAAACCGGAUCUCAGCAGUGACACGAAGGACAAGGAGUACAAGCCCCACGACAUCCCCCAGAGACAGUCGGUGCCGCCGUCGGAGACCUGCCCGCCCGCGCGCCGAGCCAAGCGCCUGACGGCCGAGGCAACCAAUAUUAAAACUGAGUCUGACCCUCCAGAAGCCAGAACUCACAAUCUGAGACGCAGGAUGGGAUGUGCCCCUCCAAAGAGUGACAGUGACAAGGAAAUGCGCAGCCUGGUGAAACUCCCUGAGAAGAAAGAACUUUCUGGGGAGCCAGAGAAGGACAAAUCCAAAGUCAGAUCCAAAAAACCCACCAAUGCUGUGGAUUUGUACGUGUGUCUCCUGUGUGGCAGUGGGAACGAUGAGGACCGGCUCCUGCUGUGCGAUGGCUGUGAUGACAGUUACCACACCUUCUGUUUAAUUCCACCCCUCCAUGAUGUUCCCAAAGGGGACUGGAGGUGUCCCCAGUGUCUGGCUCAGGAGUGUAACAAGCCUCAAGAAGCCUUUGGGUUUGAACAAGCAGCACGAGACUACACCCUGCGCACCUUUGGAGAAAUGGCUGAUGCGUUCAAGUCAGACUAUUUCAACAUGCCCGUACAUAUGGUCCCCACUGAGCUGGUUGAAAAAGAAUUCUGGAGACUUGUCAGUACCAUUGAAGAGGAUGUGACUGUGGAAUAUGGAGCUGACAUUGCUUCAAAGGAGUUUGGCAGUGGCUUCCCAGUUAGGGGUGGGAAGUUUAAAGUUAGACCAGAAGAAGAGGAAUACCUUGAUAGUGGCUGGAAUUUAAACAACAUGCCUGUGAUGGAGCAGUCUGUGCUUGCUCACAUCACUGCAGACAUCUGUGGGAUGAAAUUGCCCUGGCUGUAUGUAGGAAUGUGCUUUUCCUCUUUUUGUUGGCAUAUAGAAGACCAUUGGAGCUAUUCCAUUAACUAUCUGCAUUGGGGGGAGCCUAAAACGUGGUAUGGAGCCCCAGGGUACGCAGCUGAGCAGCUGGAGGAUGUAAUGAAGAAACUUGCUCCAGAGCUAUUUGAGUCCCAGCCAGAUCUCUUGCACCAACUUGUCACCAUAAUGAACCCGAACACUUUGAUGGCCCACGGGGUGCCUGUAUGGCGAACAGAUGGGCAAUUUGUCUUGGCCUUUCCCUGGGGUAGUUUUUGGUCAGUUGUUUGAAGAGUCAGCGCCUUAAUGUCACUGUCCAAAUGAACCCCCCCAAUGUCUGUCCCACAGCUGCCCCUGGGCCGCCAGUGCGUGGAGCAUUACCGGCUGCUGAACCGCUACUGUGUGUUCUCCCACGAUGAGAUGAUCUGCAAAAUGGCUUCCAAAGCAGAUGUUCUGGACGUUGUGGUGGCGUCUACGGUCCAGAAAGACAUGGCUAUUAUGAUUGAAGAGGAGAAGAGGUUGCGUGAGAAGGUGGAUAAACUGGGAGUGACCGACUCAGAGAGGGUGACAUUUGAGCUGUUCCCUGAUGACGAGCGACAGUGUUUGAAGUGUAAAACCACCUGCUUCAUGUCAGCAGUUUAUUGUCCCUGUAAACCUGGAUUGUUGGUGUGCUUGUACCAUGUUGAGGACCUCUGCUCCUGUCCCACCUACAAAUACAAAGUGGGGUACCGCUACACCCUGGAGGAGCUGUACCCGAUGAUGAACGCGCUGAAGAUGCGCGCGGAGUCGUACAACGAGUGGGCUUCCAACGUCAACGAGGCUCUGGAGGCAAAAAUUAACAACAAAAAAAGUCUCAUCAGUUUUAAGGCUUUGAUAGAAGAAUCAGAAAUGAAAAAGUUCCCAGACAACGACCUGCUGCGACACCUCCGGCUGGUGACACAGGACGCGGACAAAUGUGCCUCAGUGGCCCAGCAGCUGCUGAACGGCAAGAGACAAACCAGGUACCGCUCCGGAGGAGGGAAGUGUCAGAACCAGCUGACAGUGAACGAGCUCCGGCUGUUCGUGAGGCAGCUCUAUGCCCUGCCCUGUGUCCUCAGCCAGACACCGCUGCUCAAGGACCUUCUUGACCGUGUGGAAGCUUUCCAACAGCAAAGCCAAAAACUCCUUUCUGAGGAAAUGCCCAGUGCUGCGGAGCUGCAGGAGCUGCUGGACGUCAGCUUUGACUUUGACGUUGACCUGCCCCAGCUGGCCGAGCUGCGGACGCGCCUGGAGCAGGCCCGCUGGCUCGAGGAUGUGCACUUGGCUUCCUCAGACCAAAACUCCCUCACUCUGGAUGACAUGAGGCGUCUCAUAGACUCGGGGGUGGGACUCGCGCCCUACCCGGCGGUGGAGAAGGCAAUGGCGAAGCUGCAGGAGCUCCUCACCGUGUCCGAGCACUGGGAUGACAAAGCCAGGAACCUGAUAAAGGCCAGACCCCGACAGUCCCUGAGCAGCCUGGCAGCAGCAGUGAAGGAGCUGGAGGAGAUCCCAGCCUACCUCCCCAACGGAGCGGCGCUGAAGGACGCGGUGCAGAAGGCCAAGGACUGGAUACAGGAGGUGGAGGCUCUGCAGGUUGGGGGACGUGUGCCCGUGCUGGACACGCUGGCGGAGCUUGUCACGAGAGGUCGAUCCAUCCCAGUGCACCUGGAUUACCUGCCGAGGCUGGAGGCCCUGGUGUCCGAAGUGCAGGCUUGGAAGGAAUGUGCAGCCAACACAUUCCUGUGCGAGAACUCUCCCUAUUCCCUUCUGGAGGUGUUGUGUCCCUGGUGUGACAUCGGAAUGCUCAGUCUGAAGAGGAAGCAGAAGAAGCUGAAGGAGCCAGUGCCCAGUGGCAAGAAGAAAAGCACUAAGCUGGAAACGCUGAGUGACCUGGAGCGGGCGCUCUCUGAGAGCAAGGACACGGCGUCCGCGAUGGCCACGCUUGGAGAAGCCCGGCUGAGGGAGAUGGAAGCACUACGUGCCCUGCGAGCAGCGAACGAGGUGAAGGUGCUGUCGAGCGAGGAGGAUGCCGAGCUGAAAGUGUGUCUGUGCCAGAAGGAGCCGGCUGCUCCCAUGAUCCAGUGUGAGCUCUGCAGAGGGUUCUUCCACACCGGCUGUGUUUCGGUGCCCAGCGUCUUGCAGGGACCCCGGGUGUGGCUGUGUCCACACUGCCGCCGAUCCGAAAAGCCGCCUCUAGAGAAGAUCCUGCCGCUGUUGGCCUCCCUGCAGCGCAUCCGUGUGAGGCUGCCGGAGGGGGACGCCCUGCGGUACAUGAUCGAGAGAACUGUGAACUGGCAGCACAGAGCACAACAAAUGUUAUAUUCAGGGAAUCUCAAACGCAUCCAGGACAAAGUUGGCUCAGGAUUACUGUACAGCCGGUGGCAGCCCUCGGCGGGCCAGCUGCCGGAGACAAACAAGGUGUCCCAGACAAUUGGAGCAAUGUCAUUCUCCAUGCCUCAUGACUGGGAUAACAGAACCAUCUAUUUGCAUUCUCCAUUCUCUACAGGACAGCACUGCAUCCCACUUCAUGUCAUUAGCACCGAGCUGGAUGAGCUGAUGAUGGAGGCCCAGCUGCUGCAGGUUUCUUUGCCCGAAAUCCAGGAGCUGUACCAGACCCUGUUCACAAAGCAGAGCCCUGCUCUGCAGCCAGAGCAGAGAUCACCAGGGGCGCCCACAAACGAAAAGAAUGAGUGUUGCCGAGGCAAGAAGGAUGGGAUGAGUUACAUGGAGAGAAAACUGAAGCGGCGCUUUGAGAGAGAGACCUUCUGCGGUGAGAAGAGAGCGAGAGUAAAAAAGAUGAGAACACCUAAAAAGAAGAAACUGAAACUGAGUCACUCAAAGGAUCUGUGCAGUAACAAACUGGAGAGAGAGCGGGAGCGGCUCCUGGAGCUGCAGCGUUCCAGCGAAAGUCACUUGGUCCCCUCAGACAUGUCGUUCUCCGAGCAGGAGGACUCUGAGGACGAGGAUGCCAUCUGCCCAGCCCUGAACUGCCUCCAGCCCGAGGGAGAGGAGGUCGAUUGGGUCCAGUGCGACGGCAGCUGCAACCAGUGGUUCCACCAGGUGUGUGUGGGCAUCUCGCCUGAAAUGGCCGAGAAGGAGGAUUAUAUCUGCACCAGCUGCACGGGGAAGGACUCACAGUAUCGGAAGUAAAACUCCCAUAAACCAUUCAGGACUUGAGUAAAGAAGGUUCUCCCAGUUUUCCAGUUAAGCCACAGGGGCUGGUUUAAAAACCAGAUUGCAAAUGGUGCUACUUCUAUCCUUAUGGGAUCAUUUUCCAGAACUCAAAACAAUUUUUGACACUUUUGUAUUUUCCCUUGAUCUGUUUGUGGUUGUUGAGGUUUGAGAUGCUGACUGUUUGCAGGGGUUUCCACCGAUUUGGAAGGCAUUUGACACAUGCACCUUUUACUGUACAGCAUUCAGUUACCUCUCUGGGAUUUACCGGCGUAUUUAAUUCAGCUUGGUUUGGGUGCAAAAAAAAAAACAAAAAACAAACAAAAAAAAAAAAAACCUGCACCAUGAAUUUUCCAAUAAUCCUCUUUUGAGGAAAUCCCUGUUUACUCUGUUAACUCUUUGGAGACUUUAGUUUUUUUCCACUUUGUUUUUCGUAGACUAGGUUUAUUUAUCUGAGCAAUAACUUCUAUGUCUGGUUUCAGUGACUGGAAUGACAAUUGAACAGCGUGUUGCUUCUAGCAUUGGUUGGUGUACAGACAGCAAAUGUUAGAUCCUAGUGUCACUGAGGGCCCUGUGAUGUAGAAGACAGGAAAAAAAAAUCUGUAAAGUAAUUGCCACAGCUGUAUUUUGGCUUUCUCCUUUUUUGGGUAGCUUGUAUCAAAUGUUGCAGUUUAUAUUGUGGAAUAAACCCCUGGUUAUGUUAUAAAAUUAAAUGUUGGUGUUUUUA
This is a messenger RNA of Lepidothrix coronata (blue-crowned manakin), 5403 nucleotides long. RefSeq names its product lysine demethylase 5B (gene KDM5B). Gene Ontology annotation, biological process: chromatin remodeling. The record is from RefSeq and is a predicted model, not a curated record. Gene Ontology annotation, cellular component: nucleus. The transcript is spliced from 27 exons. Gene Ontology annotation, molecular function: DNA binding; histone demethylase activity. NCBI's taxonomy places the organism in Eukaryota, Metazoa, Chordata, Aves, Passeriformes, Pipridae.